ACAUUAUGUUCUUGAUCCUACUAACGCUAAUCCUGUGCAGCUCUUUUGCCACCAGUCAGGUUCUUUAUCCUCCGCAGUAUACCCAUAGUCGCAUUGUGGGCGGCGAGGAGGCUGCCGAGGGCGUGGCACCCUACCAGAUUUCCCUGCAAGGAUUGGCAAGUGGUGCCCAUUCCUGCGGUGGUGCGAUCAUCGAUGAGCGGUGGAUUAUAACGGCGGCUCACUGUACCAGAGGCAGACAAGCGGGAGAUUUUCGAGUCCUCACAGGCACCCAGGAUCUGCGGCAGAAUAGCUCCAAGUACUAUUAUCCCGAUCGGAUAGUCGAGCAUAGCAACUAUGCGCCUCGCAAAUAUCGCAAUGACAUAGCCUUGCUGCAUCUGAACGAGUCGAUUGUGUUCGACAAUGCCACCAAACUUGUGGAACUGGACCAUGAGGCAUUGGUGCCCGAAUCCCGACUCCUUCUAACCGGCUGGGGAACCCUUUCCCUGGGCGGAGAUGUGCCCACCCGCCUCCAAAGUCUGGAGGUGAAAUAUGUCCCCUUCGAGCAGUGUCGAGCGGCCCACGACAAUAGCACUCGGGUGGACAUUGGCCAUGUUUGCACCUUCAACGACAAGGGACGCGGAGCCUGCCACGGCGAUUCCGGCGGUCCACUGGUGCACAAUGGCAAGCUGGUGGCUCUGGUCAAUUGGGGACUGCCUUGUGCCAAAGGUUAUCCAGAUGCACAUGCUUCCAUUGCCUACUAUCAUGACUUUAUACGCACUCACCUGAGUCUCUCUAAAACGGACAGCAUCGAUGACAAUCAGGAGGAGAUGAUCACUGCCGAAAAUUAAUACUAAAUCUAUGCUAUUAAAGUAAUU
Messenger RNA from Drosophila gunungcola (fruit fly), 854 nucleotides. RefSeq names its product chymotrypsin-2. Gene Ontology annotation, biological process: proteolysis. The coding region runs from base 6 to 827 and encodes 273 amino acids. The transcript has 2 exons. NCBI's taxonomy places the organism in Eukaryota, Metazoa, Arthropoda, Insecta, Diptera, Drosophilidae. The record is from RefSeq and is a predicted model, not a curated record. Gene Ontology annotation, molecular function: serine-type endopeptidase activity.